This is a messenger RNA of Chelmon rostratus (copperband butterflyfish), 1640 nucleotides long. RefSeq names its product transmembrane protein 119b (gene tmem119b). The transcript is spliced from 2 exons. Gene Ontology annotation, cellular component: plasma membrane. Gene Ontology annotation, biological process: ossification; positive regulation of osteoblast proliferation; positive regulation of osteoblast differentiation. NCBI's taxonomy places the organism in Eukaryota, Metazoa, Chordata, Actinopteri, Chaetodontiformes, Chaetodontidae. Bases 130 to 975 code for a protein of 281 amino acids. The record is from RefSeq and is a predicted model, not a curated record.
GAGCAUUUGCUACUUCUUGCUGCGCUCUCUCAGUUCACUUUUUCCAGGCUGGUUUCUCUCAUCCUCCAUCAGAGGCAAUUCAAACAGAGACUCCUCUUCUGCCACACUGGAUGAUCCUGAGGGGAAACGAUGCUCCCGAUGGCCCUUCAUCUGACCGGUCUGUGCGUUGUGUUUUGCAUCAGCGGCAGCUUGGCCACACCUCUACCUUUUGACAGUUCUCUAGAGGGAAGCACAGACGAGGAAGAGCUCAGUAACUUCACUUCCUCUCUGCCCACCAGCAACAGCUCCUCUGAGUACCAAACCACACCUGUUGGCCCCACACAUAUGGAAACGGACUUUCUGAGUCAAGUCGUGAACUUUCUGGAGGAGAACAUGCUCCUUAUCCUAGUUGCAGGCUCUUUUAUCCUUCUUGUCCUCCUUAUUAUCUGUGGAGCAAUUUUCAUGAGCCGCAGGCGCAAAGUUAAUGCCUACUACCCUUCCUCCUUCCCCUCGAAAAUGUAUGUGGACCACAGGGACAAAACUGGAGGUGCUAAACCCUUUAAUGAAGUACCAGAGAAACCUGCACCUGAGCAGCAAAGUGAGCCAGUGGACUCUCACAAGCAGCUCCAGGCAGACAUCAUGAGGGCUGCCAAGAGCCUGCGCACACCAAAUAAAUGUGUUGAGUCUGCAGAGGGAGGUGACCCCAGUCAGAAAGUAGCAGACCACAGUCCCGAGGACAGCUCUAAACCAGAUGACAGCAUCCUGGACCAGCAGUUACCAAGUCUCCCAGAGGAUAAGGAGCUGUGUGAGCUUUCUGACAGUGAAGCAGCUGCAGCAGCAGGCAGCCCUGAGCCGAAUCCUCCAGAGCAGCCUCAUCAGGAGGAAGAUGAUUCACAGGAGCCUCUGACUGGCAGGAGCCUUCGGCCCUCCUCUCUGCAUAUUCACAAUGAUUCUGCUACUCUUCAGCUGAUCGCAGGAGAGAAAACGGCCUUCUGACUGUUCUGAGCAUAGUUUUCUAGCGCUUUGAAUCUGGGACUGGCAAUUUGUCCAGGAGACCUUUGCAAAUGUUUAGUAAAAGGGAAAUGCAGAAAAUGUGCCUUAAUUCAGUUGAGGGUUUUUUGCAAUAUUUCUAUUCAGUGCAGGGAAGAUACUUGCAGCAGCCUGUGGCUUUAUUCAGACUGGAUUUAUCAUUCAUACCACAUUAUAAUGAACAUCAUUAACAUCUGGUACAAAAGCUAUUGAAGGAUAUCUCACUUUGUGUGUUUGUCUAACUCCCUAAAUAUUCCUGCAUAAGAGACACUUUAGUUCACAUUGUGGUCCCAAAUACUUCAAACCUCUGUGUAAAACACUGAAUGGUGAUGUUUUACAGAUCAGUGUUUGAAUAUUGAAGAUUAGUCAAGCAAACCAGUUCCUGACAAAAGUUGUGGUUUACAUACAGAAAGUUCAGAUUUUCAGAUCUCCUCAAUUACAGAUGUUUUUCAUGGCAGAUACAGAUUAAACAUUCCAGCAGAAGUGCACAGGUGUGCACAGCAUUUCUGGCACUGCGCUUCAUUUGAUGUGAUCCAGUUCCACAAACAUGAGAGUGCAAGUAGAUCACUGAAAUGUUUCACAUGGAGUCAUCAUUAAUUAAAACAGUUAGACCUCUGUGCUCUUCUGUUUAU